This is a messenger RNA of Nothobranchius furzeri (turquoise killifish), 2983 nucleotides long. The record is from RefSeq and is a predicted model, not a curated record. Lineage: Eukaryota; Metazoa; Chordata; Actinopteri; Cyprinodontiformes; Nothobranchiidae.
ACAAUAAAAUAAGUGAUCAAUAGUAAAAUCAUGUUAAUAAAGAAACAUGUAGAAAAUGAAUGUUGAUGGUUUCUGUUUCCUCAGUGGUCUGUGGGCCUCCUGGUUUGUCUGUCGAUGCCCUCCUGGCAUCCAACGUGACCUGGGCUGACAGUAACCUUUCCUCUUCAGAUGUUUGCCACCCUCACCCCACCCUAAUUGAAUGUAAGAACAAUGAAACACUUGCUGUUCUCCUGGCUAAUAGCUGCCCUCCAGAGCCUCAAACGACGACUAUACAACUUCCCACCAGUGUUACUGCAGCGGAGUCUACACUCUCAUCUGUAACCUACACAACUGAAGACAUUCAGCCAAACCAUAGACACACUACUACACACAAUAGUACAUGGCAUGAAACAGAGCAGCGAGGCUUACAAACAAGCUCAAACAGUUUAACUGGGACUGCCUCAGAUAAAAUUGGGCUAACUGGAAUUACAAGCACACCACCAGACAACAACUUAGCAGUGCAAAAUGGUAUAACUGCAACUAACAACCCAACAACACCAAACAAUGGAAUUGUUGGUAAUGGUUCAGGUACAAGUACAUUAUCUUCCAGACACAAAACAACACACGACACAAAAACAUCCGUAGCAUUGUUGUUUUCUAAUCCCUCAUCAGUUUUCAACGUAACAACAGUUACAUCUUCUCCACAUCAGCCAACAGACUACAGUGCAUUUACCAUGGCCACCAAUCACCAUACAACACUCAGUGAAACAACAAGCAGCACCAUUCAGCCAACAACCAUCAGUGAAACAACAACUAGCAUUACUUACCCAGUGAUCAGUAAAACAACAACAAGCAACAGUCACCAAACAACAAUAAGUGAAACUACAACUAGCAACAUUCACACACAAACACCACAAUCUAACAGUCAGCAACAGUUAUACACCACCCAGUGAAACAACACCUAUUAACGAAAUCAAACAAAAUGCUACAAGACCUGGCAACUUUACCACACUGACACGACAAGAAACUACACCCGGUAUCAUUCCCGCAACACACAAUGCUACAAGACCCAUAAUAAACACAAAUGACAACAAAAUAGUGACAACACCCAGCAGUGCCAAUGCAAUUGAACACAAUACAACACCCAGUUCUAUUCACCCAACAAUCAAUAAAACAACACUUAGUACUUUUCACAGACAUACAUAUGACACAAGACCUACCCCUACCCCUAACCCCAGUCACAUGUUGGACAUCCUAACAACAUCCAGCAGAACUGAAGUGACUAAACACAAUACAACGCCCACAAACAUUAACACCAAUGACAACAUAACUGUUAACUUAACUGAAACAACAAUGGACAACAUGGCAUCCAGCAACACCAAUGCAAUGGCGCACCAUACAACAACACUCAGCAACAUUUCCACACCGCCCAGUGAAACAACAUCCAGUGCUAUUCACACACAUUCACAUAACACAAAACCAGUCAGUUUUACCACACCAACACAAAAUAAAACUCGUCCCAGUAUCAUUCACACAACCGACAAUGCUACAACGCCUAACAUCAUCACCACAAAUGACAAUACAACUGUUCACCUAAGUCUCACACUGGACACUAAAACAUCUAGCAAUACCAUUGAAACAACACCCAGAAAUAGUGUUUCAGCAAAAGAUAAUGGUACAACAACAACCAGCAUUAUUUACACAUCAAUACUUAAUGCUACAACUCCCAGUAGUUUCAUAGCAACAACGCCCAUUAAAACCUACACAACUGAACACAGUUUUACAAAUGCAAUUAAGAAUUAUACAACAAUGCCCAACAAAACCCACUUAACUGAUUAUACUUUUACAACACCCAGAGACAAUCGUACAAAAACAUACAAUGCAAACACUCCAAGUAGCAUUACCACAACAGAAUACAAUUCUAGAACACACAGCAUGAAUUACACAGCAACAACUGCAGGUACAAAUGACAUUACAGCUACCAGUAACCAUUACUUAACAGCAAAAAAUACUACGACAUCAAGCAAAAAUUCCACAACAGUGUUCAAUACGACCCUUAGCAACUUUGCAGCAACACAUAAUGAAACAAUUACUUUUCAUUUGCCAGUAGACACUGCUACCCCCACCCACCAAGGAUUACACGGCAACAACUCCAAGUGAAAUGUAUUCAGUCACACAAAACUCUAUGUCAACCAGCAACAGCAACACAACAUCAUUCAGUCCAACAGUUGCUAAAAACUAUACAGCAACAAACAAUGCUGCAACAUCCAGCUUCAAUCACACAUCAGUAAUGCUUAGUGCAACAACAUCCAGCAACAAUCACACAACAUAUAAUGCAACACCGCCAAGCAGAAAUUACACAACAGCAAAUUACGACAUUGCCAACAAUUACACAGCAAUGUACAUUACAAGAACACCCACCAGCAAUUCUAGAACAGCAUAUAACGUAACACUUGACAGCAUUCACACAACACUGGCUGCAACAAAUCCCAGCUACAAUUACACAUCAGUUGUACCAACAAGUUACAACGCUUCAGAAACUACCACAAAUGAUGCAGCAAUACAUAGAGCCACAACACCUAGCCGCAAUCAAACAGCAAAGAACACUGCUACAACACCUAGAAACCCCCAUACAAGCAACAAUGCUUCAGUAACUAGCAUCAAUUAUGUAGCAAUAUAUAAUGCUACAACACAGAGCAACAAUCACCCAGCAGUGAACACUGCUACAACACCUAGCAACACCCUUGCAAGUUACAAUGCUUCAGUAACUAGCAUCAAUUAUGUAGCAAUAUAUAAUGCUACAACACAGAGCAACAAUCACCCAGCAGUGAACACUGCUACAACACCUAGCAACACCCUUGCAAGUUACAAUGCUUCAGUAACUAGCAACAGUUAUGAAACAAUACAUAAUUCCACAAAAUCUAGAAACAACGAAACAGCAAUGAACACUGCUACAACACCUAGAAACCCCCAUACACAUUACAAUGCUUCAGUAACUAGCAUC